Molecule: messenger RNA, 846 nt
Organism: Mesorhabditis spiculigera
Lineage: Eukaryota; Metazoa; Nematoda; Chromadorea; Rhabditida; Rhabditidae
Source: the annotation of a GenBank genome assembly
AUGUCUUACCCCGUUGUCGAUCCCGAUGAGUGCCGUGGCAAGACCAUAGAGUUGUUGUUGGUCGAGAGCCCAACACAAGUGACAAUCAUGUUCUCGGGCUCUCGCCAGGGGUAUGAUCUGCUUGUGAGUGAUCUAUCAAUUCUUGAUGGCGCGACGAUCAAUCGUGUCUGCGUUACAUGCAGAGGCUACAAUGCUUGGUUCAAAUGUUCUGGAGAAAGGAAGCUUGCUGGCGUUAUGACGGCUGUAGGUGCGAAGGCCAAUGUCGGGGAGCUGAUGCUCGACAUUGCCAAUGUUCCGCGUCGAUCCGUGGUGUUUGAGCGCUGGCUAUGCUCGACUCUCAUCCCGGCUCGCUUCACCUAUGCUCUUUGUGGGCAUUUUCGUCUGACGCUGGAGACGUGCCACCGUUUCCGCGGGUUUUUGAAGCGUGAAAUCGUCUUUCCGCACGCGGUUUUGCGUUGGAACGAGCAGAAGUUUAUGAUAACGACGGAUGUCGAUUCGAUCACCGAAUUCAUGCGCUUCAUUGCCGACUGGGAUCAUAUGAUUACCAUUCGAUGUAUGGGAACACAGGUGGUACUUAGGGCGGCCUGUCAGAUGGCAACUAUGGCCCAAUUGAUCGGCCAAUUGUGCAGGGGGCCAUAUUGGCGAGUGAUGAAUUGGAAUGAUGUGCAGGAGCAACUGCCUCUAUCAAAGCGCAAAAUCCUGGUCUCGAUCGCUCCAAAGAAGGCUGGAUUGGUCGCCUGCAGGAUCCAGUCGUACCCAGUUACCCCAACGGCUUGGGCCAGUCUGAAAAGCUUCAUCAGAGCUACCCUUACUGGGAACCACCCUUUUGAGCACGCUUGCCUGAUU